This is a messenger RNA of Cannabis sativa, 666 nucleotides long. RefSeq names its product putative glycine-rich cell wall structural protein 1. Bases 1 to 666 code for a protein of 221 amino acids. The transcript has a single exon. NCBI's taxonomy places the organism in Eukaryota, Viridiplantae, Streptophyta, Magnoliopsida, Rosales, Cannabaceae. The record is from RefSeq and is a predicted model, not a curated record.
AUGAAGUUGUUUGUUUUUGUUUGGAAUGUUUUGCUUCUUCUUUCGGUUGUUCUGAGCCCUUCAAAUUUUGUUGAUGGGAUUAGAAUUUUUGUUGCCGAAGAUCAUCAUGAAAUUGUUGAAAAUCCACAUGAAAUAAGAAAUGUGACAUCUUCUAAGGAAGAUGGCUUUAAAUUGGUCAAAAAUAAUGACAAUAUACCCCACAACAACGGAGGUAAAGGUGGUGGAAAUGGCGGUGGCGGUGGUGGUGGCAGCGGUGGUGGUGGAGGAGGAGGCGGUGGAAGUGGUAAUGGUAAUGGUGGGGGAAGGGGUGGAGGAAGUGGUAAUGGGGGAAAUAAAGGUCAUGGAAGAAGACAUGAGAAAGGAAGAGGAGGUGGCGGCGGCGGCGGCGGCGGCGGCGGUGGAGGUGGUGGUGGCGGUGGAGGAAAUGGAAAGGGGUUUGGAGGUGGAAAAGGGAGCGGAGGGGGAGGUGGUGGCGGUGGUGGAGGAGGAAGUGGUGGUGGUGGAGGUGGUGGAGGUGGCGGAAGUGGCGGUGGUGGCGGCGGCGGUGGUGGAGGAGGACAAGGUGGUGGGUGGGGUUGGGGAGGAGGUGGAAAUAAUGAUGGACAUUGUUGGAUUUGGGGAUGCCACCAACGGAAAUCAAUGGGCCGGCCCAAAGCCAAUCCAUAG